Molecule: messenger RNA, 2183 nt
Organism: Schistosoma rodhaini
Lineage: Eukaryota; Metazoa; Platyhelminthes; Trematoda; Strigeidida; Schistosomatidae
Source: the annotation of a GenBank genome assembly
UUUGACUAUUGGGUUUCAGAAUUCACUGGCAUUAGCACGUAUACGAAAAUUUGCGUUACUGUGCAUCAUGACUCCAAGGUCAGCUGGAGAGUCAAAACAAUUGCCCCCAGAGGUACUAUGUUUAAUCCAUAAGUCUGAUCUCAGUACAGAUGAUUUGAAGAAAAUUUAUAACUAUGCUCAAGCUAAUCCAGUGCAUCUCAGCCACCACAUAAAUCGUCUGGAAGUAUUAUUGACUAAACUGAUAAAUCCUGUGGAAUGUAGUUGUUCAAACAGAAACUCAGUGCAUUUCGACUUUGCCUGCAAAAAUGUGGAAUAUGAUGAAAGGCUUCAGCUUUCCGCUGCAUGUUUCUCCCUAAUCCCAUUUUUGAAAUGCUCCCCUCAACGUCUUCAGGAGUUCCAGUUACGUCUGUCCAGAUGCCUUUGUGACUCAUUGUCCUGCCUCCUCGAAAUCCAUGGUUUGCCUCACGUAACUUUAUCGACCGUUCAAACGUAUUUAAAUUCGAAGGUAGACAAUUUUUCAUGUGUUAUUCCGGUAGACAAGAUAAAAAAGCUACCUGACGACUUCUCCAAGUUGCUAAUUAUGCGUGUUGAUUUUUUCACUUAUUGCUUACGUUAUAUCUUUACGCGUGAUUUUCCAGUGCGCAUCACUUUUUGCUUACCUAUGUUUGUUUCCAUAUUUAGUGGUUUUUUCGAAGUAAAAUUGACAGACGUAGCGAAUAUGCCGAAUAGUCUGCUAAAAAGUUCCAGUCGUCUAAUGUUAUGUUUAGAUACUAUGUGUCAAACUGUUGGUACACUUAUCAUGCCCGCUGUUCCUUGCUUGUUAACUCUUCUCACAUAUCACUUGGAAUGGACUGCGAGCUGGCGACUUGAAAGUAAAAAUAUGGAGUAUUUUGUGCGUCUGCGUUUGGCAUCUCUUUCUUGUUUACUCCAUCUUACCACCGCGAGUUUAAAGUUUUCGUACGCAUAUUUUAUAGAAAUGAUACCACGAAUAUUUUCACAGUUGAUUUAUGAUUUACGAGGAUUUCUUUCUACUUGUCAAUAUGCAUAUCCAAUCACAUCCGCCAAUGCUGUUUUCAAUGAUGACCAUCCGAAACCUCAAGUUAAUUCGCCUGGAGUGUUUGAGAAGCGUAUGCUGUUGGCGAUCCUGCUCCUGAUAGAAUAUAUUUUUAAAGAUCCAGGGGUUCUGCGCCAUAUGGAACUUUCCAAAGCAAUAGACUCGAGUUGCACGACUAGUAAAGAAAAUCCCUCCAGUCAUACGCCUGUUCAUAACGAAGUGAAUAGUCUUUUGAUCUGUAUAGUCAGCUUACUCUCACAUAUAAAUGUUAUUCUUAGCUAUGGAGUGUCUCAUACUCAGCGGCAGGAAAAGACUGGUUUUACGGAUUUAGUCAGUCCACCUCUGUUAAUUGCUUUAGCAAAAGCUUCCUUUGCAUGUGCUAUGUCUACUCGCAGUCAAACGUUUCAUGUCACUGUCCGGAAAUUCUUCACCAACCUCACAAAACAUUCAAACAGUGUGGUAAGUUUAUUCGCAUUAGGUAAUUACUAUCAACUAUGUGGUCUAAAUAUCAGCAGUUCCAUUUGUCACGAAGAUUCAGAGAUAAAUAGAAGCAGUCUGUCAAGUACUCAAUUUACUCAUCAAACUAAGCUUGUCUUACCCGAUGAAAAAUAUGAUGUCGAAUACACUUCAGAAGUAUGUGCCGCUUCAACUAAAGUUUUGACCCCCGAACAAGAGGGACCUCCCGUCAAGCGUCUUCGAAUGAUAGAGUCACAUACAGUUGCACAAGUUACUGAUAUAUGUUCGGAUGCCAGUCGUGGUGCUGUUGAAGCUGACUUCUCACCUAAAAUUCAACAAGAGGAUUUGCCAGCAUCUAGUGAGCCGAAUGUACUUUCAUCAGAGGAUAUAAACAGUUUUCUGACCACUUUCGAUCCGACUUUUAUGUGAUUCUUUGGUAAUUUUACUCCCAUUCAUACCUCUGUAAAUAAAACACUUAUUCUAUAGUUAAAAGAAUAUUGAGAAUAAUUUAACUUGUUUAUUUUUUCAGCUAUUGCAGUGCUAAAAUCGUCGUAUCCAAUUUGAAAAUUCCCUUGCAAGUUCUCUGUUUUUCUGUGGCUUUUGUUUAAGUCAUGAAAAACGUUUGUAUGUUCAACAAACUAAACUUUUGGGUGUAAACAUUAGCAAGUUCAGA